Molecule: messenger RNA, 1176 nt
Organism: Penicillium macrosclerotiorum
Lineage: Eukaryota; Fungi; Ascomycota; Eurotiomycetes; Eurotiales; Aspergillaceae
Product: replication factor C subunit 2
Exons: 4
Coding region: 1-1176 (391 amino acids)
Biological process (GO): DNA repair; DNA-templated DNA replication
Cellular component (GO): nucleus; DNA replication factor C complex
Molecular function (GO): ATP hydrolysis activity; DNA binding; ATP binding
Source: RefSeq, a predicted model, not a curated record
AUGGCUGCCAAUUUCUUCAACAACAAGGCUCGUGCAGCCGCUGCAUCCAGCAGCUCGAAACCCAAGGCAAGCGACAACAAGGAAGAUAACACCCGGUUGCAGCCCUGGGUUGAGAAAUACCGGCCAAAGACCCUUGAUGAUGUGGCUGCGCAAGACCAUACAACAAAAGUGCUCCAACGCACCUUGCAAGCUUCCAACCUCCCUCACAUGCUCUUCUACGGACCACCGGGAACCGGCAAAACAUCCACAAUCCUCGCCCUAGCCAAAUCCCUUUUCGGCCCGGCGCUCUACCGCUCCCGCAUUCUUGAACUCAAUGCCUCCGACGAGCGUGGUAUCGCCAUCGUCCGUGAAAAGGUCAAAAACUUCGCUCGCGCGCAGCUCACCCAGACCACUGGCCUUGAUGCCGCCUACCUCGCGCAAUACCCUUGCCCGCCAUUCAAGAUCAUCAUCCUCGACGAAGCGGACAGCAUGACCCAGGACGCCCAAUCCGCAUUGCGCCGCACAAUGGAGCAGUAUAGCCGUAUCACUCGUUUCUGUCUCGUCUGCAACUACGUCACCCGCAUCAUUGAGCCGCUCGCCAGUCGAUGCAGCAAGUUCCGCUUCAAGAGUCUGGACAACUCCGCCGCGGGCGAGCGGCUGAGCGAUAUUGCGAGCGCGGAGAACCUUAAUCUCGAGGAUGGCGUGAUUGAGACGCUGAUACGAUGUGGCGAGGGUGAUUUGCGUCGGGCGAUCACUUAUCUGCAGAGUGCGGCCCGGCUGGCGAGUGCGACAAACCCGGCGAAGAAGGAUGCCGAUGAUGACGCGGAGAUGACAGACGCAGCGAGUGCCGCGGCGGCUCCUAUAACCGUCAGUACGAUUGAAGAGAUUGCUGGCGUAGUGCCUGAAAAUGUGCUGGAUAGCUUGAUCCAGGCCAUGCAGCCCAAGGGCGGACGUUCGACAUAUGAGGCCAUCUCAAGCGUAGUUACGGACCUUGUUGCGGAUGGGUGGAGCGCUACACAGCUGGUUAGCCAGCUGUACCGCCGGGUUGUCUUCAACGAGGCCAUUCCUGAUAUCCAGAAGAAUAAGAUCGUCAUGGUCUUUUCCGAGAUGGAUCGGCGAUUGGUGGAUGGUGCUGAUGAGCAUCUAUCCAUUUUGGAUCUGUCGUUACGCAUUUCUGGUAUCAUUUGUGGACCUUGA